AUGUUUGAGUUGGAGACCGCUUGGCCUGAAGCAGACGGGGAAUGUGACGGCAUUUCUGUGGAGAGCAGUGGGGAAGUCUGGGAAAGAACCAUGCAGAGGUUUAUGAGUCCUGGCAUCCAGCAUCAGCUCUUCAGGCAGUUCUCCUUCCAGGAUGGCGCGGAGCCUCGCAAGGUAUGUAGCUGUCUCCACAAUCUCUGCCACCUGUGGUUGAAUCCAGAAGAACUGACCAAGGCUGAGAUGCUAGACCUGGUGGUCCUGAAACGGUUCCUGAGCAUCCUUCCUCCAGAGAUGGGGAGCUGGGUCCGAGAGUGUGGGGCAGAAACCUGUUCCCAGGCGGUGGCCCUGGCGGAAGGCUUCCUCCUGAGUCGGGCAGAGGACAAGAAGCAGGAAGAACAGUCAAAAAAUCUCUGUGUGGAAGUUCAGUCUCUUCUCCAUGCAUCAGAGGCCUCAGUAUCAGACACCAACCAGAAUCCCGAGUGGAAGGAGAUAAAGCAAGAGGGAGAUGAAAGUGCUGCCUUCCAGGGGCUGGAAAUAGUGCCACAGUCAAGUCUUCAUUCGUCUCCUCUUUGCGAUGGAGCAGAAACAACUGAGGGUCCAGUGACCCUUCAGGAUGUGGCCAUCCAUUUCUCCAUAGAGGAGUGGGCCCUUCUGGACCCUGAUCAGAGAGCCCUGCACGCACAGAUCAUGGAGGAGACACGUGGGAUCAUGGCCUCUCUUGAUAACUGGAGGAAGAGAAAUGAGUGUGCCAAAUGGGCUUUCAAAUGCAACGUAUGUGGGAAAGGUUUUACCCAAAAUAUAGCAGCUGUUUUCCACAAGAGACUAUGUGGUGGAAAAAAACACAAGCAGUGUAAAGGAAACAGUUUGAAUUAUAAAUUGCACCAUCUCAACAAUCACACAUUCCAUGCCAGAAAGAAAACACACAAAUGCCAGAAAUGUGGGAAAUUCUUUCCUGGCAGAUCAGUAUUACUGGUUCAUCAGAGACUCCACACAGGAAAGAAGCCAUACAAAUGCCUGGAGUGUGGGAAAUGUUUUGCUCACAGUUCACAUUUUGCGUGGCAUCAGAGAGUUCACACAGGAGAGAAACCGUUUCAAUGCCAGGAAUGUGGAAAAUGUUUUUUUCACCAUCAACAACUAGUAAGGCACCAAGUAUUCCACAAGGGAGAGAGGCUAUACGAAUGCCACGAGUGUGGGAAAUGUUUUCCCCGGAAUGCAAACCUUGUGAGACACCAAAAAAUUCACAGAGGAGGGAAACCUUACAGAUGCCAGGAAUGUGGGAAAUGUUUUUCCCGAAAUGCAAACCUUGUGAGACACCAAAGAAUUCACACAGGAGAGAAACUGUUUAAAUGCCAAGAAUGUGGGGAAUGUUUUGUGCACCGUCAACAACUAGUAAGACAUCAGUUAUUCCAUUCAGAAAUUAAAGCAUACAUCUGCAAUGAAUGUGGAAAAUCUUUUGCUCAGAAUGAAUACCUUGUGAUCCACCAGAGAGUCCACACACGAGAGAAACUGUUUCAAUGCCAGGACUGUGGGAAAUGUUUUUUUCACCAUCAACAACUAGUAAGGCACCAGGUAUUUCACACGGGAGAGAGACCAUACGAAUGCCAGGAGUGUGGUAAAUGUUUUGCUCGGAAUGAUCAGCGUAUGAGGCACCAGAGAAUCCACACUGGGGACAAACCAAACAAAUGCCAAAAUUGUGGGAAAUGUUUUUCUCAGAUGACAAGUCUUUUGAGACACCAAAGACUCCAUAUGGAAGAAAAAACCUACAAAUGUCAGGAAUGCGGAACCUGUUUUGCAAACAAGUCAUCCCUUGUGGACCACAAGAGACUUCACACAGCAGACAAUCUGUACAAAUGUCAGGAAUGUGGGAAAUGUUUUGCCCGGAAUGCAAACCUUGUGAGACACCAAAGAAUCCACACAGGAGAGAAACCAUAUAAAUGCCAGGAAUGUGGGGAAUGUUUUGCUCACAGUCCACAACUAGUAAGACACCAGUUAUUCCAUUCAGAAAUUAAAGCAUACAUCUGCAAUGAAUGUGGAAAAUGUCUUGCUACGAGGUCAAGCCUUGAAAUCCACCAGAGACUCCACACAGGAGAGAGACCAUAUGAAUGCCAGGAGUGUGGGAAAUGUUUUGUUAUCAUGUCAGUCCUUGUGAAGCACCAGAGAAUCCACACUGGGGAGAAACCAUACAAAUGUCAAAACUGUGAGAAGUGUUUUUCUCAGAUGUCAAAUCUUUUGAGACACCAAAGACUCCAUACAGAAGAAAAAACAUACAAAUGUAAGGAAUGUGGAAGCUGUUUUGCAGACAAGUCAUCCCUUGUGGACCACAAGAGACUUCAUGCAGCAGAGAAGCUGUACAAAUGCCAGGAGUGUGGGAAAUGCUUUGCCCAGAAUGCAAACCUUGUGAGACACCAAAGAAUCCACACAGGAGAGAAACCGUAUAAAUGCCAGGAAUGUGGGGAAUGUUUUAUUCACCAUCAACAACUAGUAAGACACCAAUUAUCCCAUACAGGAGAUAAAGCAUACAAAUGCCAGUACUGUGGGAAAUGUUUUGCUCUGAAUGCAUACCUUGUGAUUCACCAAAGAGUCCACACGGGAGAGAAACCAUACAGAUGCCAAGAUUGUGGGAGGUGUUUUGCUCAGAUGUCAUGUCUUAGGAGACACCAGAACAUCCACACAGGAGAGAAACCAUACAGCUGCAAUGAAUGUGGGAAAUGUUUUGCCCAUAAUUCAUCCCUUGUGAGCCACAAGAGGCUCCACGCAGGAGAGAAACCUUACACAUGCCAGGAGUGUGGGAAAAGUUUUGCUCGGAAUGCAGACCUUGUGGCCCACAAGAGAAUUCACACUGGAGAGAAACUGUAUAAAUGCCAGGAAUGUGAGGAAUGUUUUAUGCACAAUCAACAACUAGUAAGACAUCAGUUAUCCCAUACGGGAGAGAAAGCAUACCAAUGCCAGGAGUGUGGGAAAUGUUUUGCUCGGAAUGAAUACCUUGUGACCCACCAGAGGGUCCACACAGGAGAGAAACCAUACAACUGCAAUGAAUGUGGAAAAUGUUUUGCUCACAGUUCAUCCCUUGUGUGCCACAAGAGACUCCACACAAGAGAAAUACAAUACAAAUGCGACUAGAAUGGAACAUGUUUUCCUCAGAAUGCACAACUUGUGACCCAUUAGAGACCCCAUGGAGGAGGAGAUGCAUAGAAAUGAUAGGAGUGUAUGAAAUCCUGUGCCUCACAGAUGUGAAAAUUCGUUGAAAGAUAUAGUGUGUUUUUCUCUUUCAUCGGUGAAUAGCUCUUAGCAGUGAUAAAUUCUAGCUAUAUUUUGUUAGGCUCUUGUUUAGUACUAUUCGCAUUCAUUACCUAAUUCUUGUUCAACGCAGAAGAAACUAAGCUCACUCCAUCCUCUCCAUAAGAUUAUCCUGCCACCUAUUUUCCAGGCAAAAUAUGUGUAGUUGUAUCUAUUGUUCCUUGUACAGCAAAAUUAUAGGAUAUUUUAUGAUCUUGGAUGUUCGGACCUCAACAUCUUCCAGCACCUGUUAAACUGGCAUCUUCUUUGUAAGGCCUGACUAAAGCCUUACUCUUAUUACCUAACCAGGUUGUGAUACAUCUAGCAGACGAAUAGCUGAGAAACACUUCAAGAGCUGGGAUUGUGGGGCAACUUAAGAGAAAUGAAGAAUCCUGUUAAGUAGGAGGUGGAGAAAUCAUUUGCUUACAUAAUGCUCAGAUUAGCCUUCUGCCUUGAGGUACUGUGUAUCAGUUCCUUUGAAUGUACAAUGUUAUGUAUUAUUAUUUUGGGUUUCUUAUACUCUUAAGAGGUAAAUUGUUAUUUUAUUUUAUUUUAUUUUAUUGCAAAAUAUAAAUCACUGAAACCUGUAUACUAAGGAAAUAACUGUGUGUACAGAGCAAAAAAUACAAUGUGUUUUUCUUGUA
Anolis carolinensis (green anole) is the source of this 3917-nucleotide messenger RNA. Its product is annotated as zinc finger protein 11. The coding region runs from base 1 to 3117 and encodes 1038 amino acids. Lineage: Eukaryota; Metazoa; Chordata; Lepidosauria; Squamata; Anolidae. The record is from RefSeq and is a predicted model, not a curated record. Gene Ontology annotation, biological process: regulation of DNA-templated transcription. Gene Ontology annotation, molecular function: DNA-binding transcription factor activity, RNA polymerase II-specific; RNA polymerase II cis-regulatory region sequence-specific DNA binding. The transcript is spliced from 5 exons.